Messenger RNA from Durusdinium trenchii, 2313 nucleotides. The record is from the annotation of a GenBank genome assembly. NCBI's taxonomy places the organism in Eukaryota, Dinophyceae, Suessiales, Symbiodiniaceae.
AUGGACUACAAGGUGUACAAGCUGAGGGUCCGUGGCAGCUACAAUAACCUGUGCGCGAAGCUAGGGCAAGAGCUCAGACAACAGCUUUGCCAGCAGCACUUGCAGAGGAUCAGAUUGCAAGAAUCAGAAUCAGAUGAUGUACUGCAACAGCUCGUGGAAGAGCUCCAUGCGCAUUUAAGCCCUGUCCAGAUGCAAUUGUAUGACGUUUGUAGGGGCAUGAACUUUCAAAGCUUCUCAUGUACGCCUUCAUGGGCUCGCGGGGCUCAUAUUUUCGUGAACUCAGCCUUAGCCGGUGAGAUUGAAGAUGCCUUUGAGGGUGUGAAUUUAGGGAAGUCUGACGUUAUUGUGAGUCCUGAGCAUUUAGAACUCGUCCUAGAUGCCUUGGCCGAAGGCAGCGGUUGCCGCCAGUCUUGUGCAUAUGUGCAUGAGCCCUCCACCACGCAGCACUCGCUGGCAACCUUCUCAGCCUUUGAUGCGCAGAUGGCUCGUGAUUCUUUGAAUGCUCUGAAGGUGUUCCAAGAUUCGGCAGACAUAGACGAAGUCUUCGAGCGAACUGAUGCGCGGCCGAAUCUCAAGAGUUCUGCCACCUUUAAGGUGUACGUGUGUGAUCACCUAAAGCGAUGGCAGAGGGAGAUUCUCAUUCCAUAUUUAGCACUUGUACCUUUGGAAGCCAAAUUGGCAUCGAUGGAUGAUGAACACAACGAGUCCACACUGAAAGAUGUGUACAAAGAGCUGAAAAUGGUCACAUGGGAAGUCUCCAAUGCUGAGUCUUUGCGACUCUUUCUUAUGGCUGGCAAUCCACAUGAAGACACACCUGAUGCAUUGGUGGAGGCGUUUGAUGAGUCAAUGAACAUUUUGUCCACGAACAUUGCAGCAGCGAUCAAUUCAGACCUCAAGGGAAUGCUUAGAACGAAAUGGCGGCAGUGGAAAAAGAGCUAUGGAAAAUCCCAUGAUGCUGGUUGCCAUGCUGCUGCUGAAGAACUCAGGAAGGCUGUGUGUGAUGUCAUGGCUGCAGCAUGGUCCGCCAUUAACAUUGAAAGCAUGGCCAGCACUGCAUGGCAAAGGCAAAAUGAAGCUCACCGACAGCUCCAAAAGAGCACAGCGCAAGGCAAUGAAGAGACGGGUGCGGAUGCCAUGGCGAAUCAGAAAGACAAGAAGGGGCCGAAGGGGAAGUUCAAGAAGCAUCAGCGAGCAUUGGACCGGAAAGCUGCAAAGAUUAUGAACAGAGUUGGUGAGUCUUCUGUGUCCGUGGAGAACCUCUUCGUCUUCGAGUGCAGGACUCCAGGAGAGGCCCUCAACUACUACAAGGCACGCACUUCAGACGGCUGCCCAAGCUUGCAGUACCGGAUGCACGUGGGUCCUUGCGAGGCCGGAGUCAAGAACCGCACCGUGGCAAGUCACCAAAUGAACCAGGCCAGCAGCCGUUCCCACUCUGUCUUGACCUUGACGAUUGAGAGGAGGAGUGAUCAUUCUGUCGACCGCGUCUCCAAGUUGACAUUGGUCGACUUAGCAGGGUCAGAACGUCAAGCAAUCACUGGUGCCAGCGGCCGAACUCUUCAAGAAAGUGUUGGCAUCAACCAGUCCUUGUUUGUUCUGCGGAAAGUGAUCAUGUGCCUGGCCAAACGCAAGGGCAACAAGCUGCUGGUGCCGUACCGCGAAUCCAAGCUCACAAUCCUUUUGCGCGAUGCCAUUGGGGGGUCUGGCUACACCUUGAUGCUGGCCUGCCUCUCAAUUCUGGACUCAAACUUCGAGGAGAAUGUCUCCACACUCCAGUAUGCCUGUACAGCUGGCUCUAUACGCAACCGACCUGUUGUGAAUCUUGAUCCAACGACCUUGCUCAUUCGACAGCUGCGGCGCGAAGUCCAAUUUCUCAAAGGACAGCUAUCGUUGGCAGAGAACUACGUUCUCCGGGUGACGGGAAAGCCCAUUCCCAGAGAAGUUCUACAAGGUGACCUUACCCAUGUCCCAGAAUUUGUCUUUGAUGUUGGAGAGUCUUCCCAGCGUGUCCAGCAUCAGCAGAAUCGAACACCUCGUCGUGCGAACGAUGACGUCAAAGUGACUCCGAGCAAAAUGCCUCCCGCAGCAUCUCCGCCGCCUGAUAGUGUCGCACAUCCUGAGGACAAGGAGCGCUCCGAAACGCCUUCCACUCCACCGGACGCGUCUACGGCACCUGCGUCCGCGUCCGGAGCAGCGGAGCCGCGGCCCUGGGGCGGCCCCAGCGGAGAGAUCUGGGCGGAGCGACUCAGCGAGGCGGUGGCCGCGUUGCAGGUGGCCACCUCCGAGACCUGGCAGUGUCAAGGGCAAAGCUACUAG